Gongylonema pulchrum is the source of this 879-nucleotide messenger RNA. The record is from the annotation of a GenBank genome assembly. Lineage: Eukaryota; Metazoa; Nematoda; Chromadorea; Rhabditida; Gongylonematidae.
CUGAAAACAGUAUUGGGGUUUUUACCAAAACAACGGCAGACUCUGUUGUUUAGUGCUACGAUCACUUCAGCGCUGAGUCAGCUUCAUCAGGUAUCGGUAAAGAGGCCAUACUUUUUCGAGGACAAAAGCGAUGUGGCGACGGUGGAUAAAUUGGAACAAAAAUACGUGCUUUGCCCAACCGCUGUAAAAGAUGCAUAUUUAGUAUAUGUUGUGAAGAUUUUUCACGAAAAACACCCAGACAGUUCGGUUUUAAUCUUUUCGCAUACCUGCCGUGAAUGUCAGGCUCUCGCGAUCAUGUUCAGUGGAUUGGGUUUUCAAGUUGGCUCUUUACAUUCCCAAAUUAGUCAGCAGGAACGGUCGUCUGCAUUAACGAAAUUUCGGUCCGGUCGUACAAGAAUUCUGAUAUGCACUGAUGUCGCAUCACGUGGACUUGAUAUACCUCAUGUUGAUUUGGUUGUAAAUCAUAAUGUACCGCAGAAUCCAAAAACUUAUAUUCAUCGUGUGGGCCGUUCUGCACGAGCUGGGAGAUUUGGCUGUGCACUGACGUUCGUCACACAGUACGACAUAUUUCUACUCCAAGAAAUAGAGAAGGUGGUCGGGAAGAAGUUGGGGAAGCUGCCGGUCAGCGAUAAAAAGGUGUCGCAGUAUGUGACACAAGUGCUGGUAACAAAGCGCGAGGCUGAGAUAAAAUUGGAUCGACAGAAUUUCGGGGAACGGAAAGCUAUAAAUAAACGAAAGGAAAUGUUAAUGGCUGGAAUUGAUCCGGACGAAGUGGAAAAGGCCAUGAAAGCACAGCAGGAGAAAAGGAAACAGCUUGGAAAGAAAAAACGCAAACUUUUGGAAAGACGGAUUGAUAAGCAGAACUUGGCCGAAGAAACU